Messenger RNA from Brachypodium distachyon (stiff brome), 1127 nucleotides. RefSeq names its product CASP-like protein 5C1. The transcript has 3 exons. The coding region runs from base 379 to 849 and encodes 156 amino acids. Lineage: Eukaryota; Viridiplantae; Streptophyta; Magnoliopsida; Poales; Poaceae. Gene Ontology annotation, cellular component: membrane. The record is from RefSeq and is a predicted model, not a curated record.
AGAGCGGCGAGAAGAUGAGCGAAGUCAAAAGGCCGGACGGAAGUGGUAGUAACCAUGGCGAUCAAAAGGCUCUCGAGAAAGGCGGAGAAGAAGAAGAAGAGAGAAUCUGCUCCCCCUCCACGCUCGUGCCCGCGUAUCCAUCCACCCAAAGCCUCCAACUUUUCAUCUUGUUCUUUGUCCCUCCUUCCCCCUUCUUCCUUUCUUUUCUCCGCAACGGACUCACGCAACACGCAUCAUUCCAUUAUCUCCUCUCUGCGUCGUAGCGGCGACGCAACCGGCCAGGGAGUUAGCGUGAAGUGCGACAAGCUAGCGGCUAGUGUGUUGGAGUGAGGAAAAGACUAGGCGUUGUCGCGUAUGGGAUGAGCCCGCGGCCGGGGGAUGGCGAACCGGGAGAGGGCGGGCGCCGGCGCCGUGGGCAGCGCCGGCAGCCUCGGCCUCCGCGUCGGCCAGGCCGUCUUCUCGUCGGCGGCGCUCCUCUUCAUGUCCGUCGGCGUCGAGUUCUUCAGCUACACCGCCUUCUGCUUCCUAGUGACAAUCAUGGGGUUGGUGAUCCCCUGGAGCUGCACGCUGGUUAUGAUCGACGUGUACUCCAUAUUCGUCGGCUGCCCGCUCCGGGUGCCGGGUGUCAUGGCCAUCGUCGUCGUCGGAGACUGGGUGCUGUCCAUCCUCUCGCUGGCCGCCGCGAGUUCGAGCGCCGCCGUCAUCGACGUCCUCCUCCAGUUCCAUGGAUCCCAGUGUACGGCGAGGCUGUGUGAGAGGUACCAGCUGUCUGCGAUGAUGGCCUUCUUGUCCUGGUUCCUCACGGCCGCUUCCUCCCUCUUCAACCUCUGGGACAUCGCCUCCAGGUGAGGAGGGUGAAAUGCAGAGAUCCUGACUGACUCCAGUAUGACCCCGAAUCCCCGAUUCAGUCUUGUUUUGGGUACAGUAGGUUGGAAGGAACGCUUUGUAGUAUUCAGAAACCUGCCUCUGGCCAAUUAGCCAAUCUGUGGUCGAUGCCCACCCAACCUGAUAAAGGGUGCUUCAAGUUAACCUUAUGCAAUUCGAAUGAUCAGAUUCAUGCGAAACCCUACACUAGUUUUGUUCACAUCAUUCUAUGGUCAGUAUAAUAUCUGGAGAAUUCGUGCAUA